AUGGACGAACCUAACAUUUCCAUGAGGCAAAUUCGUAAACAAAUUUCAGAAUUAUUGGCUAUUGGCGAACGUUCAAUCCACACAAUCAUUAAGGCUUACAAUGAGACAAAGACGGUGCCAGUCGCAAAAACCACACGUAACAAAAAAUCAUUUCGUGAUCUUUUUGAUGAUUUUGCAAAAAACGCAGUACGCAGGCACGUGCAUAGCAUCUGGUUUCGCCGUGAAAUUCCUACGAUAGAUAAAAUCCACCAAGCCGUAUCAGCCGACGACAGUUUGCCAACAGUAUCACGCACAAAUUUAUUUCAUCUUUUAAAAGAUUUAGAUUUCCGUUACAGUAAGCGAAGUAGGAACAGUGCUAUGACUGAAAAGAAUGAAAUUGUUUGGUGGCGCAGAAUGUAUUUGGAUAGCAUUAGAAAAUACCGGGAAGAGGGUCGACAUAUUUAUUUUUUCGACGAAACAUGGGUGAAUGCUGGCGAUUGUACAUCGAAAACGUGGGUCGACACAACAGUACGGUCUCACCGGGAUGCAUUCUUGAAAGGUCUAUCGACAGGUGCAGUUAAUCCAUCUGGCAAAGGGAAACGACUUAUUGUACUCCAUAUCGGCUCUGAAGAUGGUUUUGUACUCGGUGGUUUGUUGUGUUUUGAAUCGAAAAAAAAUACAAGUGACUACCAUGAUGAGAUGAAUGGCGACACAUUUCGUGAAUGGAUGGAGGGCACUCUACCUCGCCUAAAACCGAACUCCGUAAUUGUUAUGGACAAUGCGUCCUACCAUUCCGUGAAAAUAGACAAAGCCCCAACAUCGAAUACACAAAAGGCAGAUAUAAUUAAGUGGUUGGAGGAUAAGGGAGAAGUGGUAGACCGAACUAUGGUUAUCCCUCAACUUUUACACAUAGUGAAACGUUUAAAACCAGCACAUAAUAGGUAUGUUAUUGAUGAACUAGCAAAAAACAGUGGUUACACAGUAUUACGACUUCCACCAUACCACUGUGAGCUUAACCCGAUUGAGCUGGCAUGGUCAUCGGUGAAGAACCAUGUUCGGAUGAACAACACAACUUACAAACUUCCGGAUGUGAAAAAAUUACUAAUAGAGGGCAUAGAUCGAGUUGACGCACAAAUGUGGAAAAAUUUUAUUAGUCACACGAAAAAAGAAGAGGUAAAAUUUUAUGAGGUCGAUAAUAUAAUAGACGAGAUGUUGUCCGCGGAGAAAGAUGAUUUGGUGAUGACUAUUACGGGGGACACAUCAUCUGAAACGGAUUCAGAUACUGAAUAA
Messenger RNA from Aphis gossypii (cotton aphid), 1269 nucleotides. RefSeq lists its product as uncharacterized. The record is from RefSeq and is a predicted model, not a curated record. Bases 1 to 1269 code for a protein of 422 amino acids. Gene Ontology annotation, molecular function: nucleic acid binding. NCBI's taxonomy places the organism in Eukaryota, Metazoa, Arthropoda, Insecta, Hemiptera, Aphididae. The transcript has a single exon.